Camelina sativa (false flax) is the source of this 739-nucleotide messenger RNA. RefSeq lists its product as uncharacterized. Gene Ontology annotation, biological process: regulation of gene expression. Lineage: Eukaryota; Viridiplantae; Streptophyta; Magnoliopsida; Brassicales; Brassicaceae. The record is from RefSeq and is a predicted model, not a curated record. Gene Ontology annotation, molecular function: RNA nuclease activity. Gene Ontology annotation, cellular component: peroxisome.
UCACGCAUCUAUGUGAUGAAGACCAUCUUGAAGAGCUGGUAAUCAAGAUACUUUUUUUUUUUAGUCAAACACCCUGUACGUAGACGUCCCUAAUGACGUGUUGGAAGGAGUCUAUUCCGGUGGAGUCUCUCUUAAUAACAUUUGCACUGGGUUUUCUGGCACUGUGGCUCGUCUGAUUUGUGAUUUUACCAGUAGCAAUCCACCUCCAGCUAAUAUAAUGGUCAUUUCCGACGCAAAAUCCUUCACUGAUUCUUCCCGCCUAGAAUCAAGGGGAUACAACAUUCUUCGAUGUGAUUCUCUUGAAAGCUUUUUUCUGGCAGAUUCAGGGGCACUUGACGAUGAUAAAUGCAGUGAGUCUGCCUUCUGGAUUUGCUCAUUAUGCCACAUGGAUCUUGGUGGCCAAGGCUUUGAUAAUUACACCACUCAUGUUAAUAGUAGGCGACAUCAACGGGAGUUGUUGUUGGACGACUUGCCUUCGAAUCAACGUUUUACUCGUGCGGAACCUCCCAGACCAAUUUUCACUCGUACGGAAACAAAGAAAAAGUGUGCCAAGAAGUGUGGACGUGAAGAAGAAGAGGUAUAGCCGAAGGUUGGUUUAAUUAGUAUGCUUAUUUUCAAGUCUCUUUUUUCCUUUUUUUUUUUUUUCCGAAGAUUGGACGGAUUUAGCUUAAAGGUUGCAUUUAAAUAUUGUGAUUUGUGAGCACUGGCUCGCGCUCUGAUGUUAUCUCGUUAGAUCUUA